Molecule: messenger RNA, 1218 nt
Organism: Angiostrongylus costaricensis
Lineage: Eukaryota; Metazoa; Nematoda; Chromadorea; Rhabditida; Metastrongylidae
Source: the annotation of a GenBank genome assembly
UUUACUGUCUAUAGCUUUUUUGUGGCAGGCUGUGAUGUGAAAUACAACUACAGUGAUGCUGAGAUAUUUGCAAAACUCUUUUGCCCUGAAAGGGUAAUAGCGAGGUUCAAUCCCUGCCGCACACACCUGCUGUCCAGAGUUUUAUCCAUAUGUAUGUGCGUUGCUGGUAUGGCUUCAUCGUCUUUCAUCGGAAGUGUCGGUGACAAGAGGUCACGGAAAUUAUCCAUGUUGGUGCCGUUCAUUGGUAUUAUUCUGGCUGACAUCACAUUGCUUCUUCAGGCGAUUUUCUUUGAGUCCUCGCCGUACUGGUUUCCGUUCUCGGAGUUAGUUUUCGGAUGUUUUGGAGGAUAUAUGACUAUUCUGUCAACAUCGUUCGCAUAUAUAACAUCUAUUCCCAGGGUGAAAGAUAGUGAAAAAAGUAAAAGUGUCGCUCGACUUGAAGGAACUUUAGGUGUUGGAAGUAUCGUUGGGUUUUUAAUUUCUUCCCAACUAGACAUAAUUAACUAUGUGAAUAUGUUUGUAAUGUUUAUUGUUGUGCAUAUUAUAUGUUUCUGCUAUAUAGCACAGAUGAACGAACCCAUGAAUUCCCAUAAGGACCGCGGUGACUUGCACGUGAAAAAUCGUGAAUUAGCUGUUCCUUAUUUUAUACAGUUGAUUCCUUCGUUGAUCGUUUCGUCCUAUCUUGUUUUUCUUGGAUCGUCACAAAUUUUGUUCUUUUACUUGAAACAACGUUUUUAUUGGGACGCAGAAAUGUACAGUUAUUUACGAGCUCUUACUCGGAUUUUCUCAUCGAUAAUGGCACUUUUUAUCUAUCCUUUGUGCAAAUCGUACGGGGUUCGUGAUGUUGUUUUGGUCGUUAUUGGUUUGGUAGCUCGUGGUUUAGGACGAGUGUGGUAUGCCGUAGCUUGGAGCAAUAUCAGUGUUUUUGGUUCUGUACUGUUUGAAAUGUUCGCACGAUUUCCAGCUAGUGGUCUUCGUUCACUGAUCUCGAAAAAUUCGAAACCCAAUGAACAAGGAGCGUCUUUUGCAACGGUUGCAGUUCUUGAAGGCGGCUGUAAAUUGCUGUCUGCUGUCGUUUUUCAUACACUGUUUCCGUGGUCGAUCUCAUUCAUGCCACAGUUGUCAUUUAUUCUCAUGGCGGUAUUAAUUAUUCCACCCACUUGCCUUGUAACACACGACAUACUAAAAAUACCAGUAUUGUACCCACAACGAUGCUGA